CCAGACGCAAGUUGCACUUCGACAUAGCGAUUCCUGGAAGAUUCUAGUCUUCCAUCAGCGCUAUUAAUCAAAACAAAACUAUCAAACUCUUAUCUUUCUCUUUCACACCUGUGCUAAACCUCUUAUCAAAAAUGAAAUUCAUGAUUGUUGCAGCUUGCUUGGCGCUGGCGUGCGGAGCCCACGCUAACGGUGGCUGGACCGGCCCUCCGGCCAACAUCGCCCUGUCACAGGACGGCCGCAACAUCCUCGACACACCCGAGGUGGCGCAGGCCCGCGCCGCACACAUCUCAGCCCUGCAGCGCGCCUCACAGAACAACCCCAACCCCAACGACGACGGCUCCUACAACCCCGCUUGGGACAACGAGGAGUACUGGCAGCGCGCCGACCAGAACAAGUGGAACGCGCCCGCUCCCCAGUGGAACGCUGCUCCCGCUCAGUCCUGGAACGCCGCCCCCGCUCAGUCCUGGAACGCCCCCGCCCCCGCGUGGAACGCCGCCGGCCCCGCCCCCCCCCCCGUCGCCGAGACCCCUGAGGUCGCUCAGGCCCGCGCCGCUCACCUCGCCGCCUUGAGCGCCGCCAAGUCCGCCGCCCCCGCCCAGCAGCAGUGGAACGCGCCUGCUUCCCAGCAAUGGAACGCCCCCGCUCCUCAACAGUGGAACGCUCCCCAGCAGCAGUGGAACGCCCCCGCUCCCCAGUGGAACGGCGCUCCCUCGUGGCAGAGCAACGGCGCCCACCAGGCGGCCAACAUCCAGCUGGCGCGUGACGGCUCCGGCAUCCUCGACACACCUGAAGUAGCGGCGGCGCGCGCGGCUCACCUCGCGGCGCACCAGCAGGUCGCACACAACGCGCCCCCCGCACACCCCCAGCAGCACUGGUGAACCCUCCUCCCUCCCCUCCGCCGCUGGGUGCAGCACUAACCCGCAUGUCCCGGUGACCCCGCGCUAGUUCUCCACCCAGCCGCCAUCUUUCUUUCCUUCGAUCUCUUCUUCAUUUAGGAACUAUUGUAAAGUGCAAGUGCGUCAGCCUAUUCUAUCCUUGUGGCUUUUUGUUACUUUUAUAAACAAAUUUCUAUUGAACGAACUUUUGUACAUAAUAAUUAUAUGUAUGCGUAAUAAACGAAUUUAUGAAACCGAAAAUAAUUCGAAA
Messenger RNA from Pectinophora gossypiella (pink bollworm), 1146 nucleotides. RefSeq names its product pupal cuticle protein-like (gene CPH31). NCBI's taxonomy places the organism in Eukaryota, Metazoa, Arthropoda, Insecta, Lepidoptera, Gelechiidae. The transcript is spliced from 2 exons. The coding region runs from base 132 to 878 and encodes 248 amino acids. The record is from RefSeq and is a predicted model, not a curated record.